Cololabis saira (Pacific saury) is the source of this 2215-nucleotide messenger RNA. RefSeq names its product dynein regulatory complex subunit 4-like. The record is from RefSeq and is a predicted model, not a curated record. Gene Ontology annotation, molecular function: small GTPase binding; microtubule binding. Gene Ontology annotation, biological process: flagellated sperm motility. The transcript has 10 exons. Gene Ontology annotation, cellular component: Golgi apparatus; motile cilium; microtubule. The coding region runs from base 99 to 1325 and encodes 408 amino acids. NCBI's taxonomy places the organism in Eukaryota, Metazoa, Chordata, Actinopteri, Beloniformes, Belonidae.
GGUUCCUGGUUCCUGGUCCUGGGAGCGGAGUCCGGCUCCGGCCCGGGUUCGUGGGGUCGUGGGUUCGUCCCGGUGGUCCUGCAGCGGCUCGGUGCAUCAUGACGCCCCCGAGGACCCGGACCAGGGAGGCGGGGACGGUGGACGGUGGACCCGCGGAGAGGGCCAGGAAGCAGCUGGAGGAGAGACUUGUGUAUCUCCAGGAGGAGCUGGACAAAGAGCGCGAGGAAAAGAGCUUCUUCCUGCUGGAGAGGGACAAAACCCGGGCUUUAUGGGAGAUAACCAAGAGGAACCUGGAGGAGGUGGAGUCGGAGCUGAGGAGGAGGAGCAGGGAACGUGAGGAGUUGGAGGAGAGCCACCGGGUGGAGAUCGGAGUCUACAAGCAGAAGCUGAAACACAUCCUGUCUGAGAAGCAGCGCGUCUCUGAGCUGGAGGACGGCGUGUGCUCUUCCUCCACGGCCCAGAACCCUCACAGAGAGUUGGUUAGAGGCGUUCAGGGUCUACAGGGGAUCGGCAGGGAGAAACAGGGACACGAGGAGCUGAAGCUGAAACACCAGGUGGAGCUCAUGGAGCGCCGCAACGACUACGAACGCCAGCUCCGAGAAGUGGAGGUCAGCUUCCACCAGCGGCUUCAGUCUCUGAUGGAGGCGGAGCAUAAGAAGCAGUGGGCAGCGGUCAGGGAGGUGGAGCGCCAGAUGAGAAGCCGCGAAAAUUUUCUGCUUGCUGAUCGUGACAGAGCUCUGAGAAGAGCAGAGGAGUAUCACUGCAGCACUGAAACCAGGCUGCAGGAUGACCUGAAAACGCUGAAGGAGGAGCUGCAGGAGGAGAAGAAGCAGCGGAAACGGACGGCCGAAGACCUUUCAACAGCUCAGCAGGAGAACAAACAUCUGACAACAAGUUUAUGUGAAGCCCAGCAGAAGCUGGUCGAGCUGCAGAGACAUCUGCAGGAGCAGCAGCAGGACAAGGACGCCAUGACGAAACGCUGCGCUCGUCUGAAGGUGGUGGAGACGGAGCUGAGGGAGCAGACGGAGGAGCACAAGCUGCUGCAGGAGGCCUUCAAGAAGGUCCAGGCGGAGCGCGACGCGCUGCUGAGGUCCCAAACGCAGACCAUCCUGGACGUCCAGCAGAGGAGCGAGCUGAAGAAGAGCCUGCUGGAGAGGAAGCUGGCGGCGCUCACCGAAACCCUGGAGCAGAAGGAGGCGCAGCUCCUCACCGCCCUGCCGGGCCCCAGCGCCGACCCGGCAGCAGCCAAACACACCGGCGAGGAGGUGCUGGAGUCCAGGCCGGUCUCUGUCGACACCCUGCAGGAGUCUCUGUCCCCAGAAUGAAGGGGGAGGGGCCUGAAGGCGCCUGUCGGCUUGGCAGUCUGCAGCUUCACCUUCAGGAGACCCUGAACGCAGCCUGGAUGCGGUCCUGCAGGGGACGCCUGGACACGGAGACGAGUCCUUUUACUCGUCUUUAAAAACACACCUCACCUGUGAAAUCCUGCAGCCGCUCCUGCAGCGAUGUCUUCAUGUCUGACUCGAGCUCCACCGGCGUCCUCAAACGUGGAUGCAACAGUUGAACCCCUCAACACAAAUGAACGCUCCAGUUACCUGUCAGUUUACUGUUACCAUGGCAACUGAGGCAGGAUUUGUCUCCUGUCAAAUGUGACGCGUUUUAUCUGACGCUUCCAACUCAAAGGUUGAGUUAACUGUCAGGCCCUGCAGGUCAGAGCAAAACUCAACCUGAAGCAGCUGUGUGAAAGGCUCGGGGCUGGAUUUCUGAUCAACGUCGACUCCAGCGGUGACCUCAGCUCCCGUGAACUGAUCAAUCAUGUCAAUAAAUCAAUGCUUGGCUGCUUUCUAACACUGCUUUCUUUUACUUCUUCGUAAUAACGUGUCAAAGUGUUGUAGAUUUAAAAAAAGGAGAAGGCUGCUGCAGUAAAGCUCCCUUUCACCACCAGGACCAGCCGGGUCCACAGACUGCUGUGAUGUUCCAUCCAGCUGAUCUGUCUCGGUUCUGGGGUUCUGAUUCGCUCUCCAAACACUGAAGCACUAAACAAAAACAUCAGCAGAUGCUUAAACAGAGUCACGAGCUACCGGGGUCUGGACCGGAAACGUUCCUCAGACGUUCAGGACUCCACGGCUGAUCGGACCACAUGCUUCCGACUCCAGGACUCCAACUGAACACGCCACGUUAAAGCCGGAGCUGGUGGUUUCUGACCGCAUACAUGACA